CUCGUCGCUGCUGUCGCUCCCUGCCUGUGAGUGGGAGCCCGCGGUGAAUGUGUCUAGCAUCCUUGCGCAGGCAAUGGGGCGACUGUAGAUGAACAAAAAAAAAAGGAAAAGAAAUCCAUUUAAAAAAAAUACUCAAACUCAUUGAAAUCGCAGUGUAAGUUUUUGGCGUUGGCUGCUUGCGAUGAGGGAAGGAAAACAUGCCAGUCUGGAUUCGGUUUUGCGCCGCUGUGCAGCACGGACCGUUAUAUUGAGAGAAAUAAUGCGGAAUAUUCCCCCCUGUAGGUGUUAACGCAGAAAAUACAAGAUGAAGAAGCAAUUCAAUCGGAUGCGACAGCUCGCCAACCAAACGGUGGGAAGGGCAGAAAAAACAGAGGUGUUGAGUGAGGAUCUUCUACAGGUGGAGAAGCGUCUGGAUCUGGUCAAGCAGGUGACACACAGCACUCACAAGAAGCUCACUGCCUGCCUGCAGGGUCAGCAGGGGACUGAUGUGGAGAAGAGGUCUGUCAAGUCGCCUUCUAAAAAACUACCACUCACGAUCCUGGCACAAUGUUUGGUAGAGGGGGCUACAGUGUUGGGAGACGACUCUCUCUUGGGGAAGAUGCUGAAGCUGUGCGGGGAGACAGAGGAGAAGUUGGCUCAGGAGCUCAUCCAGUUUGAGUUCCAGAUAGAGAGAGAUGUGGUGGAGCCGCUGUAUGUGCUUGCUGAGGUGGACAUUCCCAACAUCCAGAAACAGAGGAAGCACCUAGCUAAACUUGUCUUGGACAUGGACUCUGCACGGACAAGAUAUCAGCAGUCGUCCAAGUCAUCCAGUCACCCAAGCACUCUGCAGCCUGGCGCCAAGUCCGAGUCCCUCAGAGAGGAGAUGGAAGAGGCGGCCAAUCGGAUGGAGAUUUGUAGGGAUCAGUUGUCUGCAGAUAUGUACAAUUUUGUGGCCAAAGAAAUCGACUAUGCAAAUUAUUUCCAGACACUGAUAGAAACACAGGCAGAAUAUCACAGGAAGUCAUUAGAGAUUCUUCACAGUGUCCUGCCCCAGAUUAAAGCUCACCAAGAGGCGUGGGUCGAGAAGCCAUCAUUUGGCAAGUCUUUGGAGGAACACCUGAACAUUAGUGGCAGAGAGAUCGCCUUUCCCAUCGAAGCCUGUGUCACCAUGCUGCUGGAGUGUGGCAUGCAAGAGGAGGGCCUCUUCAGAGUGGCUCCAUCAGCCUCCAAGCUGAAGAAGCUGAAAGCCUCCCUGGAUUGUGGAGUUCUGGAUGUGCAAGAGUACUCCUCUGACCCACACGCCAUCGCAGGGGCUUUGAAAUCAUACCUCCGCGAGCUCCCCGAGCCCCUGAUGACCACUGAACUUUAUGAUGAAUGGAUUCAGGCCUCCAACAUUCAAGAUAUAGACAAGAGACUCCAGGCAUUAAUGGCGGCGUGUGAGAAACUCCCCACAGACAACCUGAACAACUUCCGAUAUCUAGUCAAAUUCUUAGCCAAGCUGAGUGACUAUCAAGACGCAAACAAGAUGACUCCCGGCAACAUGGCGAUCGUGCUCGGCCCUAACCUGCUCUGGACGCACACUGAAUCGAACAUGACAGAGAUGAUGACCACCGUGUCCCUGCAGAUUGUUGGAAUCAUCGAGCCCAUCAUCCAGCAUGCGGACUGGUUCUUCCCUGGAGAGAUCGAGUUCAACUUGACGGGCAGCUACGGCAGCCCGAUCCACACCAACCACAACUCCAACUACAGUUCCAUGCCCUCGCCGGACAUGGACCAAUCCGACCGCAAGCAGCCGCACGACCAGAGCCGACGCCCACUGAGUGUCGCCACCGACAACAUGAUGCUGGAAUUUUACAAGAAGGAUGGCAGCAUUAGGAAGAUUCAAAGUAUGGGUGUCCGCGUCAUGGACACCUCCUGGGUGUCUCGAAAGGGUUCGUCCACCCUGGCGCGCAAGACCUCCUCCACCCCUCCAGGCAUGCAAGGCCCCAGUUCUCCCGCAGACACACUCAUCCCAGAACAGCCCGGAGAGCUCGUCACCUCCCCUUCUGCGACACCACCACCCGCAGAAAGGUUUUGCUCAGACAACGUGUCGCCCAAUCGGCCGGACACCUCUCAUACCCAUCCACCCCCGGGGGAGGACCGGCCACCCCCCCCUUACCCCACUUCUUCAUGCCACACUUUGCCCCACCUCUUCUAUCCCAAACCCCCACCCUGCGCUCGCCCUGUGGCACCGGGUCCAGAGUCCCAGCCCCCCGCCUCACCCCCACCCCCAAUGCGCUGGUCUGGCUUUACUCCCCCUGCCCCGCCCCCUUCCUCUUCCUCCUCCUCGUCCUCCUCGUCACUUGACAUCAAUUCGAACCCCAAACCCAGCUGUCUGCACUUCCCCAAGCACAGUCCGCCUGGUGACUUGUCGCAUGCCCCCCCACCAGACCUUAACGCCUCUCCACUCUACAUCAAAACCCCCUUGGUACUAACCCGCCACGACCAGUCCCUCGGCAACCCCCCUAGCCUCCCUUCGUCUGCACCCCCGCCGUGGGCUGCCUGUCCAUGUGCCAGAGAGAGAGGACCCCCCAGGCUGACUAGUUCAUUGAAGAGUAAAGAGCUUUCCCCUGUAAUUGGACACAAAGCCAUCCAGGUGGCAGGUCCAACUGUCCCCCCCAGCUGCAGCAGCAGUCCUCAGAGCAGCAGCCAGUCCCCCCACUCCACAGAGCACAGUCCACACACCCUGCGCAAAGGUUCCAAGAAGUUGGCCCCUGUGCCUCCCAAGGUCCCGUAUUGCCAGUCUGGUGGGAUGUCCGACCAGUCCACAGGUCAGCCGUCACCGGUCAGCCUGUCUCCCACACCUCCUAGCACUCCCUCCCCUUAUGGACUGGCCUGCCCUCCAGGGCAAGUGCCCCCACCCUCCCCUGGGCAGACCCCAUUUGGGGCGCCCCACUCCCUCUCGUCCCCUCCCUCCCUGAGCGGAACACUCACCAAGUCUCGACCAACCCCUAAGCCCAGGCAGAGACCUAGUCUGCCCCCUCCUCAGCCACCCACAGCCCCUCCUGGGUUUACUGGCCCGGCCAUGGCCCCAGUCCCCCAGCCCCUGGAGCAGGGCCUCCUGGAUGGACUGUCUCCUGGGGAGAGCAUGUCUACAGAUAUCUUCAAUUAUGAAAUCCCCUCCAUCAAUGUCAAUCUGGACAGCCUCAUCGAUGAGUUCAGCGGUGCCCCCUACAGGAGGUCUCUGGCAGUGACAGACUCUCCAGAGGGAGACACUGUGCCUGACGAGGAGCCCCAGAGCACCACUCUAUGACCAUAAGACAUCACAGCUUACCAGCACCGCUAUGGCUGUACAUACUUUUAACUGUCGCCGCCAAGGCCUGAUGGAAACACCAAUUGGCCUCACCAAUGCCCACCUGAAACCAGAGCUCAAACCCUCCCUUACAUCUGCUACUGGCUGCAAAGAAACUCAUCUCUCACAGCUGCUCGCUAGUACAUAAUUGUGACUACACACAAAUAAAAAAAACAAACACCAAAAUGCCAUAGUGGACGAACAGUUGCCUUUCGGUGGAAAGACUGGAUUAUAGAUGAGUAUUAUAUUUAAAAGGAUUUUUUUUUUUUUAAGUUCAUUAUUUUGCUUUGUAUUUGUUGUUUGAUGCAGUGGUCUGAAUUUUCUGUACUUUUCCUGCAUUUUUUUUUCUUUCUUUUUUAUUUAUUUUUUUGCCUUCUUAGAACAUGCAAUCAAAUUGCAAUAUGAUAUUCAUGAGUUGUAUAACUUUUUAGUUAGGGAAACUCAGAGCCUGACGUGGUUAGGAACAAUGCCCAUCCUCAGGGUGAAAACAGAGAGACAGAGUAUAAGAGAGUAAUCUGGUUACAUUGCUCACAGGGUAUUCAAGCUUUGCUGCACAUUAGGAACAUGCUGAGCCCGACAGCUUUGGCAUGACAGGCGAAACAUUCGAUGCCGUUUGAUUUAUUUAUUUAUUUUUUCGAAUGACCCUCUUUCCCUCGACAACAACCGCAUCUCUUUUUUCAAACUGGUAAAAAUUCACUUUAACUCACUUUAUACCAGCACAGUAUGAGAAGAAUGUUACUGUAAUUUCAAGUUUCAGAGCUUGCAUUCUGUCAGUUAAGGAACAAAAAAAACAAAAACAAAGCACCAAUAUGUGUUUGCAUGACAAGUCAAUAUGAUCCAACUGCUUCGGAUCGAGGGCCUUUUAAAGUGGCAGUGUUUUAUUUUGUGCGAGUGUAUUUGGUUGUUGUCGCUGUCGCUGUUGUUGUUGUCCGUGGCGAGUGGAUUGGGAUUGCCCCGCGUGCCGUUACAGUGUGAUAUAAUGGACGGAUGACUACACUGCCUUUAGGUUCACAUGGUUCUCCCUCUUAACCUUGUUUCAAGUGCUUCAGGUUCAGUGACCCUGUAAAUACACGCUGUACAUACGUUCAUGUAUAUAAACCUGAGAGGAAAAAUAUAUGUAAAAUGCAUAUAUCUAUAUGUAUCUAUAUAGAUAUAUAUAAUGAUAAUAUAUGUGCUGAUAUUUAUCUGGUGUAGAAAGUGU
Molecule: messenger RNA, 4508 nt
Organism: Solea solea (common sole)
Lineage: Eukaryota; Metazoa; Chordata; Actinopteri; Pleuronectiformes; Soleidae
Gene: arhgap44a
Product: Rho GTPase activating protein 44a
Exons: 22
Coding region: 305-3268 (987 amino acids)
Biological process (GO): positive regulation of GTPase activity; neurotransmitter receptor transport, endosome to postsynaptic membrane; regulation of dendritic spine morphogenesis
Cellular component (GO): leading edge membrane; presynaptic active zone; postsynaptic density
Molecular function (GO): GTPase activator activity; protein binding
Source: RefSeq, a predicted model, not a curated record